AUGUAGUACAAAUUUGAGCUUGGUUUCAAAAUGGGCCAAAGAUCAAGAACUAAACCAAACAAGGCAAUCCACAAACAUAUAAAAAUUCAGAGAGCCAUUCAAAACCGAGCAGAAUCCACCCGAAAACACAGGAGAGUUACCAGGAUGAAGGCGCUGCUGAGUUUGUGUGUUGCACUAGUGCUCUUUUGGUCCACUGCCCAGUGCCACCAUCACACACAGCACAGCAACCAUGGUGUCCACAACGAUUCUGCUGCUGGAAGCCUGAAGAUAUACAAGGAGAAUCUUGACUUUGCUUUCCAUCUGUACAAGCACAUCUCCGCCCUGCCUGCUUCUCAAUCCAAGAACGUCUUCUUCUCCCCACUGAGCGUGUCCGUGGCCCUGGCCGCUCUGUCCUCGGGAGCCAGAGGGAAGACACACCAGCAGCUCUUUGAAGGUCUGGGCUUCAACGAGAUGGACAUGACUGCAGAGGAAAUGAACCAGGCCUUCCAGCACAUCCAUCAGGACCUCAACGAGAAAACGGAAGUAGACCUGUCGCUUGGGAAUGCACUCUUCAUUGGAGAAAACAUCAAGCCAAGCCCUAACUUCCUGGAGAGCAUGAAACAAUAUUACCGGUCAGAGGGUUUUAGUACCAACUUUGGCAAUGCUGAAGAGGCCAAGAAGCAGAUAAAUAAGUAUGUGGAUGAAAAGACCAAGGGUAAAAUAACAAAGCUGGUUGAGGAAGUGGAUCCCCUAACAGUAAUGUAUCUCAUCAACUACAUAUACUUCAAAGGAAAAUGGGAGGUGCCAUUCAAGCCAGAAUCAACACUGGAAAUGCCAUUUUUCGUUGACAACACAACAACAGUUCAAGUCCCAAUGAUGAUAGAAAAGAACCAUUUUAAUGUUUAUUAUGACACAGAGAUCUCCACUCACGUUCUUCAGCUGCAUUAUAAUGAUUCUGUCUCAAUGCUGCUGCUCCUUCCUGAGGAUGGACUGCAGAAACUGGAAGAGGUCAUUUGCAGGAAACACGUGGCAAAAUGGCUGAAGUGGAUGAAAAAAAAGGAAUAUAAAGUGUAUGUUCCCAAAUUCUCUAUCACAACAUCAUACUCACUCAAGGACGUCCUGACUGGAAUGGGAAUGCCUGACAUCUUUGAUGAUGUGGCUGACUUCACAGGAAUAACUAAUGAAGAAGGAGUAAAACUGAAAGUAUCUGAGGUUGUUCAUCAGGCUUCUUUAGAUGUUGAUGAGGCAGGAGCCACAGCAGCAGCUGCAACAGGGGUGACGAUCACACUUCACUCGCUCAUCCGUAUUCCCUUCCUGAAGUUUGAUCGGCCGUUCAUGUUUCUGAUCUAUAGCACUGACACCAAAAGUGUGCUCUUCAUGGGAAAAAUAGUGAAUCCAUUGGGGAAAUAAAUAAUGCCAGGCUGCCAUUGUAAAUAAGAUUCCAAUCUUAUUGCCUGGCAAAAUGCAAAAAAGUUUAAAUAAAAAAGACAUGUUUUCUGUUUUUAUUUUUUAAAUAAAAAUGCUGAAUUUUUGCAUACACCCUAGGAUGUUUGCAUGCACAGCCAUACACAUUCACACAUGCACGCAGGCACACACACACACACACACACACACACACCUGAGCAUUAUUAUAUUUCUUCAAUGUCCUACAUAAAAAUGUUAUUCCUGGGUGACAUCUUCAAUAUUCAUUAUUCAGGAAAGUACUUUAAUAUAUAGUGUCAUCCAUGAAUGAUUUUCUGCAAAUGCCACAUCCUAAAAAGUUGUCUUAUUUUACCACCAAAAUAUAUUGUGUAACUUUUUUGAAUGCCUGUACUUGUUAUUAAACUUGAGAGUGAGACUCAUGAA
Anguilla rostrata (American eel) is the source of this 1824-nucleotide messenger RNA. Its product is annotated as hibernation-specific plasma protein HP-55-like. The record is from RefSeq and is a predicted model, not a curated record. NCBI's taxonomy places the organism in Eukaryota, Metazoa, Chordata, Actinopteri, Anguilliformes, Anguillidae. Gene Ontology annotation, molecular function: serine-type endopeptidase inhibitor activity. Gene Ontology annotation, biological process: negative regulation of endopeptidase activity. Bases 31 to 1389 code for a protein of 452 amino acids. The transcript is spliced from 5 exons.